GGGCAUUCGAUUCAUAUGCUUUUAUUUGUACGAUUUUAAUUAUGCAAAUCAACAUGCCAAAUUUCUACUAUGAGUUGUCAUUUAUUUAUUAUAAUAUUGAAGAUAUAGUCGAUAGUUUAUUCUUGUUAUUUGUUUUAGUUCUAUUCUUUAGCGGCAGAGGGUGUUGGUAGUGAGAGUGGUGCUCGCUAGAUGGCAGGAGUGUUUCUGGUGGAAAUCGAUACUGCGUUCAUGAUUACGUUUGUGUUUACAUUUGUUUUGACGCUUAAAAAAGUGCGCUCGUUUAGUAUUCUUUGAGUGACUGGUUUUUGAUCAAUAUAUUCAAUGGGGAAAAGAUACUACUGUGAUUAUUGCGAUAGAUCAUUUAAAGAUGAUUCCGAGGCAAGAAAGAAACAUAUAUCAAGUUUGCAACAUGCCAAAAAUCGAGCCGAUCAUUACAGUCUUUUUAAAGCUCCAGAAACGAUAUUGAAAGAAGAAUCUGAAAAAAUACCAUGUAAACGAUACAUGACCCAUGGUGACUGUGCAUUUGGAAAUGGAUGUAAAUUCUCUCAUUAUACACCACCAAUGAUAUGGGAGCUUCAACGAAUUGUUGCUCAAAAGAAUCAGUCCAGAUCAAUGAGAUCCUUGACGAACAAAGUGCCAGGUCCUGAUGAAAUCAUAAAGGAGUUCUUCGAAAACACAGCAGAUCCUGAUAUUGCUCAAGAGAUCAAUACUCCGUUAUGGAGUCUUCCAAUUGAGCUACAAAAUUAUACGAGUUUACCUCCAUCCCUGUGGCCCAUAACAGCUGAAAGCGUAACACAUUCAGAGUUUGGAAAGUGGGGAUUGUAAGAUGUUCUUUAGUUGUAUUAAAUAAAUAUUUUAUUUGAGUAA
Molecule: messenger RNA, 867 nt
Organism: Cephus cinctus (wheat stem sawfly)
Lineage: Eukaryota; Metazoa; Arthropoda; Insecta; Hymenoptera; Cephidae
Product: zinc finger matrin-type protein 5
Exons: 3
Coding region: 322-825 (167 amino acids)
Cellular component (GO): U12-type spliceosomal complex; nucleus
Molecular function (GO): zinc ion binding; nucleic acid binding
Source: RefSeq, a predicted model, not a curated record